Purpureocillium takamizusanense is the source of this 3019-nucleotide messenger RNA. RefSeq names its product Elongator subunit elp2, variant 2 (gene ELP2). Gene Ontology annotation, cellular component: elongator holoenzyme complex. Gene Ontology annotation, molecular function: protein binding. The coding region runs from base 563 to 2620 and encodes 685 amino acids. Lineage: Eukaryota; Fungi; Ascomycota; Sordariomycetes; Hypocreales; Ophiocordycipitaceae. Gene Ontology annotation, biological process: tRNA wobble uridine modification. The record is from RefSeq and is a predicted model, not a curated record. The transcript is spliced from 2 exons.
CAGAGCACCAGACGCACACAAUUUUCAGACUCACAAGCACAGCUGCUCACCAGGACCCCGAGAUGAGCGCAAAAUGGGCUUCGGUCGAGUACCUGGCGACGGGAGCCAACCGGCAAACAGCCGUCGCAGACUGGAGCCGGAGCGGUUUGCUGGCAUUUGGCGCCGACGUCAACGUUGCCCUGUGGCAGCCCUUCGUGAGCUCAGACGCCAAGCUAUCAGCACACUCAAAAAGUACAUGACUGACUCGGGAAAAUAAAACUCGAUAUAGGAUGAUCCUCCCAAGGGCAUACUCAAGCUUUUGAGCGGACACAAGGAGACUGUCAAGGCCGUGGCAUUUCCACCCGAGCUGGAGGGCGACCAAGACGCAUAUCUCAUCAGCGGCUCAGACGACAAGACGCUCAUACUCUGGAAGUCGCGGCGUGGCAGUCACGACUUUUGCCCCCUGCAGACAUUUUCCGAGCACGAGGGGCCCAUCAACUGCAUCACGGCCGCGAGGCUCGCGUCCGAACAGCCAAGAUGGAUAGUGGCAACCGGAGCAGCAGACGCCACUAUUCGGAUAUGGAUGCUAGAAGCCGGCGAGCUACGCCUACUGCAAAUCAUCAAGACGGCACCCAAAUUCUUUCCCCUGGCGCUAUCUCUCGCGACGUUGGACGACGAUGCCGACGUCCUCGUUCUGGCUGCGGCUGGCACGCGAGACACAAUCCAGAUCCUGACUGCGGACGCCAGGGUCGACGCCGUCCAGUUCAGCGUGCAGGCGACGCUCUCCGGACAUGAGGGGUGGAUACGGUCGCUGAACUUCACCAAAGAGAACAAAGACCCCAAGAGCGACUUGCUUCUAGCUUCUGCCAGCCAGGACAAGUACGUUCGCAUCUGGAGGUUCCAUCAAGGCCAUGAGCUGCCCGCCCUGGCCGCCUCUGGCGCUGACCCCUCGAGCGGCGCCUUUCUCCCCGGAAAGUCACCCUCAAACAAAGCAUACUGGCUCAAGUCCGCCGGCAAGGACUGCUCCAUCACCUUUGAAGCGCUCCUCCUGGGACACGAAGAUUGGAUCUACAGCGCGCGAUGGCACACCCACGCCGACGGCAAGUUGCAGCUCCUAUCAACCUCUGCCGACAAUUCACUGGCCAUUUGGGAGGCGGAUCCUUCGUCGGGCAUCUGGGUCAGCACAGUCAGGCUGGGCGAGAUUAGCAGAGAAAAGGGCGCCACGACCGCGACGGGCAGCACCGGCGGCUUUUGGACGGGGCUCUGGUCCCCUGACGGCAACUCGGUAGCCUGCCUGGGACGGACAGGCAGCUGGAGGCGAUGGCAGUACGAGCCUGCGCAGGACUCGUGGAAACCUUGCGUCGCCGUCUCGGGACACACAAAGGCCGUGACGGGCAUUUCUUGGUCAAGGGGCGGCGAUUAUCUCUUGUCGACCAGCUCAGACCAGACAACGCGGCUGCACACCAAGUGGACGGCGUCAGGGGCAAACACCUGGCACGAGAUGGCGCGGCCACAGAUCCACGGCUACGAUCUCAACUGCAUCGACGCGCUGGGCGACUCGCAAUUUGUGUCGGGCGCCGAUGAGAAGCUGAUGCGCGUCUUUGGCGAGCCCAAGGCGGUGGCCACCCUGCUCAACCGCGUCGCUGGCAUCGGAGGCUCAGAUGUGGAACACAUGCCCGACGCAGCCAACAUGCCGGUCCUCGGCUUGUCCAACAAGGCCAUCGACGCCGUGGACGAGGACCAGGAGAUCCAGCCCGUCGAUGAUCGCGAUCGUGAGGCCAUGGACCCGGCCUCGAUGGUCAAGAAGUCUUACCUCGAGAUCAACCACCCGCCAUUCGAGGAGACGCUGUCGAGGCAUACGCUGUGGCCUGAGGUAGAGAAGCUGUACGGCCACGGGUACGAGCUGUCGUGCCUGGCCACGAGCCACGAUGGCAAGCUCAUCGCCAGCGCGUGCAAGGCGAGCUCCACCAACCACGCCGUCAUCCGACUCUUCGAGACGGAGCGCUGGACCGAGAUCCGCCCCCCGCUGACGGCGCACUCGCUGACGGCAACCCGCCUGCGCUUCUCCGCCGACGACAACUACCUCCUGAGCGUCGGUCGAGACCGGCAGUGGGCCGUGUUCGUUCGGGCGCCCGAAGAGGAGGCCAUGUACAAGCUCCUGCAGGCGAACCCCAAGGGCCACAGCAGGAUGAUCCUCGAUGCCGCGUGGGCGCCGUGCGAGAACCCCGUCUUCGCGACGGCGGGCCGAGACAAGCAGGUGCGGAUAUGGGCGGCGGCGACGUCGGCGGAGCAGGACGACGCGAGGCAGUUGCAGUUCACGCAGGCGGCAGCUCUGCCGUGCGGCACGUCCGUCACGGCGGUCGACUUCCUGCCGCGCCUGGUCCACGGCAAGGCGGUGCUCGCCGUCGGUACCGAGGCCGGGCAGUUGGGCGUCUACCUCGUCGGUGAGGACGGGUCGGCGAUCGUACAGCUGUCACUGCCAGAUGAGCUCAUGCUCCCCAAGGCGGUGCUCCAGCUGGCGUGGAGGCCCGCCGCCGCCCUCGAGGGGACGGACGCGCAUACCCUCGCCGUGGCGGGAGAGGACAGCACGCUGCGCCUGCUGGCGUUUGACGAGACUUUUCUGCGGACCGCAGGCCAGUGAACGGACUCUAGACAGCGGGACGGAUGGGCCGGUCGUUGACCGUUUGGCCCUGAUACGCAGGUUCGUGGGGGCUGGCAUCUAGACGCCGAAACGAGGACGAACGAGGCAACUUGGAAGUGGUUCAACGGGCAUGCCUUUCAAGUCAUCACUGGAAGCCAAGAUAUCCCUUGAAACUAUUCUUCCCCCGCAGGUCACCUCACCGCAGCCUGCGCACGCACGACCAACCCCCUGCUGGCCCUCUCAUCUAGGACGGCUCCCUCCCGACGACACGUUCCCCUCGGCCCUGACAAACGACGCAAACAUAUAUAUAGCCCAUCUUGCCCGCCGCCGCCGCCACCACCACCACCGCAGCAUACCCAGUGCAUGAGCUACGGCGCCGAAUAUGGGGGCCCCCGCAGU